Molecule: messenger RNA, 620 nt
Organism: Rhodamnia argentea
Lineage: Eukaryota; Viridiplantae; Streptophyta; Magnoliopsida; Myrtales; Myrtaceae
Product: GDSL esterase/lipase At5g45910-like
Exons: 3
Coding region: 141-620 (159 amino acids)
Molecular function (GO): hydrolase activity, acting on ester bonds
Source: RefSeq, a predicted model, not a curated record
UGAGAUGCAGAAUGUGAAGAGUACUUUAAGAAGUCUCUGUUUCUGGGGGGGAGAUUGGUGGCAAUGACUACAACUAUCCCUCUUUUGUCGGUGGAAGCAUUAAACAGCUGCAUGCUUUGGUACCGCCAGUCGUUGGAGCCAUGACUCGUGCCGUCAGCAUGCUGAUAGAAGAAGGGGCUGUGGAUCCGGUGGUGCCGGGAAACUUGCCGGUAGGCUGCUCCGCGGUGUAUCUAACUUUGUUUCGUAGCCCCGAUAGGUCGGCUUACGACUUGAGAACCGGAUGUCUUAGGGUUUAUAAUGCUUUUGCCAAGUAUCACAAUAACUACCUCAAGCAAGAAUUGCAAAAUUUGAGAGAACAAUACCCUCAUGCAAGAAUCAUGUACGCUGAUUAUUACGGCGCCUCCAAGUCUAUCUAUCACGCUCCCAAGCACUACGGCUUUUACGAAGGGACACUGAGGGCCUGUUGUGGAGGAGGUGGUCCGUACAACUUCAAUAAUUCAGCAAGGUGCGGUCACACCGGCUCGACCGCUUGCAGGGAUCCAUCAGCUUUCGUCAAUUGGGACGAGAUUCACUUGACCGAGUCUGCUUAUCAUCACAUUGCCACUCGUAACUUAAUUUAA